Molecule: messenger RNA, 266 nt
Organism: Trichobilharzia szidati
Lineage: Eukaryota; Metazoa; Platyhelminthes; Trematoda; Strigeidida; Schistosomatidae
Source: the annotation of a GenBank genome assembly
AUGAAAUAAAAAUAUCUGAAAAUACUCAAUCCGUUAGUGAUCAACAUUCCUACCAGGAGUAUUCUAAAAUUGAUAUUGAUGAUAAGAAAUCCAUUGAAGAGAAACACGAACCAAAUGAAAAUUCACUUCAAAGUAAUAUCCCACCUUCGAGUGUAACGCCUACAAGUGUGAACAACUCGAAAGUUAUUGCACCGGAUGAAAGUAAUACAAAUGAUACUGCUAUCUAUAUUGAAGUUAAGAGUAAGCAGAAGUAUACUGUCGUCUAA